Podospora anserina S mat+ is the source of this 765-nucleotide messenger RNA. RefSeq lists its product as uncharacterized. The transcript is spliced from 3 exons. NCBI's taxonomy places the organism in Eukaryota, Fungi, Ascomycota, Sordariomycetes, Sordariales, Podosporaceae. The record is from RefSeq and is a predicted model, not a curated record. The coding region runs from base 1 to 765 and encodes 254 amino acids. Gene Ontology annotation, molecular function: structural constituent of ribosome; RNA binding. Gene Ontology annotation, cellular component: ribosome; cytosolic large ribosomal subunit. Gene Ontology annotation, biological process: cytoplasmic translation.
AUGGGACGCGUCAUCCGCAACCAGCGUAAGGGUCGCGGCAGUAUCUUCACUGCCAACACCCGCCUGAACAAGGCCCCCGCCAAGUUCAGAUCUCUCGAUUUCGCCGAGCGUCAUGGCUACGUUCGCGGUAUCGUGAAGGAGAUCAUCCACGACCCUGGCCGUGGUGCUCCCCUCGCCCGCGUUCAGUUCAACUCGCCCUACAAGUUCAAGAAGGUCACCGAGACCUUCAUUGCCAACGAAGGCAUGUACACCGGCCAGUUCAUCUACGCCGGCAAGAACGCCGCUCUUACCAUCGGCAACGUCCUCCCCCUCGCUUCCGUCCCCGAGGGUACCGUCGUCUCCAACGUCGAGGAGAAGGUCGGUGACCGUGGUGCGCUCGGCCGCACCUCCGGCAACUACAUCACCGUUGUCGGCCACAACCCCGAUGAGGGCAAGACCCGCAUCAAGCUCCCCUCCGGCGCCAAGAAGGUCGUCAGCUCCAGCGCUCGCGGCAUGAUCGGUAUCGUUGCCGGUGGUGGCAGAACCGACAAGCCCCUCCUCAAGGCUUCUCGUGCCAAGCACAAGUUCGCUGUCAAGCGCAACAGAUGGCCCAAGACUCGUGGUGUUGCCAUGAACCCCGUCGACCAUCCUCACGGUGGUGGUAACCACCAGCAUAUCGGUAAGGCGUCUACCAUUUCCAGAUACGCCGCCCAGGGUCAAAAGGCGGGUCUCAUUGCUGCCCGCAGAACGGGUCUGCUGCGUGGUACCCAGAAGACGAAGGAGUAA